AUGGCUUCCGACGACGAGACCGUCCAUCCCUUCGACAGUAUCAGCAACGUCGGGUCCCGGACACCAAGACGUCCACCACCUCGACGCGACAGUCAGCCGAAUGGACCCUCGCAGGCGGGCUACCAGACGAUCACCAUCACGAACAGCCGUUUCCAGAGCGUCAACAGUGAGAAUGCCACUCCGAGCAUUCCACCAAGUCCUAACCCGCAACAAGACAUGAUCGCCAUCCGCGCACCGGGCAAGGACUUCACCACGCAUGAAAUCCCCCGUGCCGCUCUCGCCAAUGCCCUGCCGGGUGUCAUGUCCCAUAUCCGGGACGACAACACCCUCUGGGUCGUCGACGCACUCAAUCUUGAGGUGCUCACCCACAGGGAGGACCACACGCGCAAGGCAAAUUUUUACACGGCGUGCCGCCAGAUCUUGGAUUUCGUCAUGGACAGGGGCACGCAUGGUACUACCGACAAUCAGCUCUGCGCAGAGAUGCGCAAGCACAUGGCGCGGGACGGCGCGCAUGAGAGCAAGCUGGCCGACUGCGUGGGGAUGUAUCAGAUGCAAGCGCUCCUCUUGACUUCUCGCGCUGGGCUCUAUGCGUCGCCUUGA
Messenger RNA from Emericellopsis atlantica, 600 nucleotides. RefSeq lists its product as uncharacterized. The record is from RefSeq and is a predicted model, not a curated record. NCBI's taxonomy places the organism in Eukaryota, Fungi, Ascomycota, Sordariomycetes, Hypocreales, Bionectriaceae. Bases 1 to 600 code for a protein of 199 amino acids. The transcript has 2 exons.